AUGGAUUAAAUUAAAGUUAAGCAUUCACCUGUUAAUCAAUUCUAAAUUUCAGAUAACGAAUUCCCUCUUUCCUUGUAAUUAAUCAAUGAUACUGUGUUAAUGGCCAUGACUGACUUUUCAUUAAAAUGGAUUGAUUUAAAUACUCAAUAAGUUAUUUGGGAAUUAAAGAAUCAUCAUUAAAAAAGAAUAUAAUAAUUGAUAGUAGAAAACAAUGUAGCAUUCACUUGUUCUAAUGAUAGAACAAUUAAAGUUUUUGAUUUACAAUCUAAAAAAUAAAUUCAUUAAUUUAAGAACGAAAAAGAAUUUUAUUCAAUUGCUAAAUCUAAACAUAUUUUAGCAGGUGGAAGCGAGGGUAGAAUUGAUUUUUAUGAUCUCAAUGCUAUGAAAUGGAGGUCUAGAUUUGAUUCAUCCUAAAAUGAUGAAUUAUCUUCAUUGAAUUUCCAUCCUUAAGAUUAAACGCAACUUUUAUGA
Molecule: messenger RNA, 471 nt
Organism: Paramecium tetraurelia
Lineage: Eukaryota; Ciliophora; Oligohymenophorea; Peniculida; Parameciidae
Exons: 2
Molecular function (GO): protein binding
Source: RefSeq, a predicted model, not a curated record